This is a messenger RNA of Rhineura floridana, 2980 nucleotides long. It is a transcript of the gene EXOSC10, whose product is annotated as exosome component 10. Gene Ontology annotation, biological process: exonucleolytic trimming to generate mature 3'-end of 5.8S rRNA from tricistronic rRNA transcript (SSU-rRNA, 5.8S rRNA, LSU-rRNA); TRAMP-dependent tRNA surveillance pathway; nuclear polyadenylation-dependent antisense transcript catabolic process. The coding region runs from base 123 to 2789 and encodes 888 amino acids. Gene Ontology annotation, cellular component: nuclear exosome (RNase complex); nucleolus. The record is from RefSeq and is a predicted model, not a curated record. NCBI's taxonomy places the organism in Eukaryota, Metazoa, Chordata, Lepidosauria, Squamata, Rhineuridae. Gene Ontology annotation, molecular function: 3'-5'-RNA exonuclease activity; nucleic acid binding; nucleotide binding. The transcript is spliced from 25 exons.
AGAUAUCGCGAGAGGAAAGAAGAUCAGCCGUGGGUUGAAGUUUGCUGCGUGAAGCGCGGUCCAAUAUGGCGUCUACCAACUGAGAGGGGGAAGAGGCGGUAGGUAGAAACCGAAGGGGGGAAAUGGCGACGAAGGAGCGUGGUGGAGGCUCAGACAACCCCGCUGAUGGGACGGACAGCGGCAGCGUGGACGCGGUGUUGCCCGGAUUUAAAGAUGCCGAUUCCUUCGUUAAGCAUGCCCUUGGCACGGUGGUGUCUGCCACCAAAGCUUCAAGUGGCCUCCCUCUGCCGGGAGACGAAUACGACUUCUACCGCAGCUUCCCAGGUUUCCAGGCAUACUGCGAAACGCAAGGUGACAGGUUGCUGCACUGCAUGAGCAAAGUGAUGCAGUACCACGGUUGCCGCAGCCACCUCAGGGACCGCAGCAAAGUCACGGAACUGGAGGAUAAGUUUGAUCUGCUGGUUGACGCCAAUGAUGCCAUCUUAGAAAGAGUGGGCAUGCUGUUAGAUGAAGCGGCAGGCGUCAACAAGAACCAGCAGCCUAUCCUCCCCUCCGGCUUGCAACCUCCCAAGACCAUCAUUUCCAGCUGGAACCGCAAGCAGACUGGAGAAGCCAACAAGCAGGCAAGGUCGGAAACCUACCGUUUGCUCCACGCCAAGAACAUCGCCCGGCCUCAGCUCAAGUUCCGCGAGAAGGUGGACAAUUCCAACACCCCCUUUGUCCCCAAGCUCUUCAUCAAGCCCAACGCCCUGAAGCCACUGCCGGAAGUGCUCUCAAAAAGCAGACGGGAACGGAAGGAGCGCCCAGAGGAUUUCGACGUGCCAGCCGCCUUGGCCGAUUUCCUUCAUCAGCAGAGGACCCAACAGACCGAGCAGGACAUGUUUGCUCACCCAUACCAGUACGAGCUGGCACAUUUUUCACCGCCAGCUAAGCUUCUCAAAAAACCCCAAGUCCAGAUGUUCAGGCCUGUUUCGGAGACGCCUUGCCACUUUGUCUCCACUGUGGAUGAGCUGGUGGAGAUGAAUGAGAAGCUUAUGAGCUGCAAGGAGUUUGCCUUGGACUUAGAGCACCAUUCCUACCGGAGCUUCCUGGGGCUGACGUGCCUGAUGCAGAUUUCCACCCGGACGGAAGAUUUCAUCAUCGACACGUUGGAACUGCGUAGUGACUUGUACAUUUUGAACGAGACCUUCACAGACCCUGCAGUUGUCAAGGUCCUGCACGGUGCCAACUCGGAUGUGGAGUGGCUCCAGCGAGACUUCGGCCUGUACUUGGUGAAUAUGUUCGACACUCACCAGGCAGCUCGGCUCCUCAAUCUCGGCAGGCACUCCCUGGACCACUUGCUCAAGCUCUAUUGCAGCGUGGACGCCAACAAGCAGUACCAGCUAGCUGACUGGAGGAUACGACCACUCCCAGAAGAGAUGCUCCAUUAUGCCCGCGAUGACACACAUUACUUGCUCUACAUCUAUGACCAAGUGAGAGAGGAGCUGUGGGAGAAAGGCAACAGGCAGCCCGCUCAGCUCCAGGUGGUGUGGCAGCGGAGCAAGGACAUCUGCUUGAAGAAAUACGUCAAACCCAUCUUCACCGAAGACUCGUACCUCGAGCUCUACCGGAAGCAGAAGAAGCACCUCAACAGCCAGCAGCUUGCGGCCUUUAGGUUGCUCUUUGACUGGCGGGACAAGAUGGCGCGCCAGGAAGAUGAAAGCACAGGGUAUAUCCUGCCAAACCACAUGCUGCUCAGAAUAGCUGAGGAACUCCCCAAGGAGCCCCAGGGCAUCAUCGCCUGCUGCAACCCAGUUCCGCCACUCGUUCGCCAGCAGAUCAAUGAAAUGCACCUUCUAAUCAAGCAGGCCAGAGAGAUGCCGCUGUUAAGGUCUGAACUUGCAGUUGGCGUGAAAAAGAAAGGACCUCUUCGAAAUGCAGAGAAGCCAGAGAAUCGCUUGUUUGGACCUCACGACGGCUCCCACGUUCCUCAGGAUGAGAAGCUGAACCACUUGGACCUAGCGCCUGGGCCAGCCCUGGAGCAGGCCUGCCUCUUUUCAGAAGCGGAGCAGGAAACAGACAGGUUGAGUGAGCCGCCAGGUUCCCCCUGCCUCCUGCUGAGAGCCAGCAUCGGUAUUUUUAACGAGCCUGAAGCGAGUGAAGAGAAGGGUGAGACCUUAACAACUGCACAGCAGAAAGCCCGCCGUAUCAUGGAGUCCUUCGAAAACCCGUUCCGAAUGUAUUUGCCAGCAGACCAGAACCCUGCUCACGUCUCCCAGUCGGCAAAGUUUGAUCCAUCAUCGAAAAUCUAUGAGAUCAGUAAUCGGUGGAAGCUCCUAAGCCAGGCACAGCUUCAAGCAGUGGCAAAGAAAGAGCCCACUAAGAAAAAGCUUCAGCAGACAGCAGUCCGUGAGGCUGCCGAGAAGAAACACAACGAUGAAGCGGCCAAUGCCGUCUCUGUCCGCCAGCUGGUCACACAAGAACAAGCCAGCCAGAAGCGGGAGAGAGUGGAAAGCGACCCACUGGCAGAGGCACCCAAGCGCGAGAGGAAAAAAGCCAAACCUUCCCAGCAGCCAGAGGAGCCAGCGGCUCCCAAGCCCUUCACCCCCUUCGACUACAGCAAAUCCGACCUCCGGGUGUUUGCUGGAAGCAGCAGGCCCAAGCCGCCGUCGCAGUUCGAUCCCACCAAGCAAGCCGGGAAGAAAUUUUCUGGAGCCAGCAAAGUCCAGCAACCAGCUGGAACAAAAAGCAUGUCCUAUAUGGCUGGGAAGUCCAACAGAGGCUUCAAGCAUACCUGGCCAAAAAGAUAAGACAACGAAGGAACCUUUUGGAAGGGACUGUGGAACACAGCGUCAGAACAGUUAACGGCUUUUAAGUGAGAGUGGAACGCUGGUCACUGCUGCCACAUUUUGUAUGGAUACCUGUUGUUGCUUUUUUUAAAUUAAAAAAAAAAGAUUAAACUGCUUUUCUUCCCCCAGAAGGGCAGAAGAGAACGUCUUAA